CUUUCUUUGCAUCACAGAACUCAUACAGGGGAGAAACCUUAUAAAUGCUUGGAGUGUGGAAAGAGCUUUAGUCGGAGUAGCACCCUUACUUUGCAUCACAGAACUCACACUGGAGACAAACCUUAUAAACGUUUAGAAUGUGGAAAGAGCUUCAGUCGGAGUGGCAACCUUACUUCGCAUCAAAGAUCUCACAGAGGAGACAAACCUUAUAAAUGCUUGGAGUGCGGAAAGAGCUUCAGUCGGAGUAGCACCCUUACUUUGCAUCACAGAACUCACACAGGAGAAAAACCUUAUAAAUGCUUGGAAUGUGGGAAGAGCUUCAGUCGGAGUGGCCGCCUUACUUCGCAUCAAAGAACUCACACAGGAGACAAACCUUAUAAAUGCUUGGAGUGUGGAAAGAGCUUCAGGUGGAGUUGCCACCUUUCUUUGCAUCACAGAACUCACACAAGAGACAAACCUUAUAAAUGCUUGGAGUGUGGAAAGAGCUUCAGUCACAGUAGCACCCUUACUUCGCAUCAAAGAACUCACACAGGAGACAAACCUUAUAAAUGCUUGGAGUGUGAAAAGAGCUUCAGGUGGAGUAGCCACCUUUCUUUGCAUCACAGAACUCAUACAGGGGAGAAACCUUAUAAAUGCUUGGAGUGUGCAAAGAGCUUCAGUCGGAGUAGCCACCUUUCUUUGCAUCAGAGAACUCAUACAGGGGAGAAACAUAAAUGCUUGGAGUGUGGAAAGAGCUUUAGUCGGAGUAGCACCCUUACUUUGCAUCACAGAACUCACACAGGAGAAAAACCUUAUAAAUGCUUGGAAUGUGGAAAGAGCUUCAGUCGGAGUGGCACCCUUACUUCGCAUCACAGAACUCACACAGGAGAAAAACCUUAUAAAUGCUUGGAAUGUGGAAAGAGCUUCAGUCGGAGUGGCCACCUUACUUCGCAUCAAAGAACUCACACAGGAGACAAACCUUAUAAAUGCUUGGAGUGUGGAAAGAGCUUCAGGUGGAGUAGCCACCUUUCUUUGCAUCACAGAACUCACACAAGAGACAAACCUUAUAAAUGCUUGGAGUGUGGAAAGAGCUUCAGUCACAGUAGCACCCUUACUUCGCAUCAAAGAACUCACACAGGAGACAAACCUUAUAAAUGCUUGGAGUGUGGAAAGAGCUUCAGUCGGAGUAGCACCCUUACUUCGCAUCAAAGAACUCACACAGGAGACAAACCUUAUAAAUGCUUGGAGUGUGGAAAGAGCUUCAGGUGGAGUUGCCACCUUUCUUUGCAUCACAGAACUCACACAAGAGACAAACCUUAUAAAUGCUUGGAGUGUGGAAAGAGCUUCAGUCACAGUAGCACCCUUACUUCGCAUCAAAGAACUCACACAGGAGACAAACCUUAUAAAUGCUUGGAGUGUGGAAAGAGCUUCAGUCGGAGUAGCACCCUUACUUUGCAUCACAGAACUCACACAGGAGAAAAACCUUAUAAAUGCUUGGAAUGUGGAAAGAGCUUCAGUCGGAGUGGCCACCUUACUUCGCAUCAAAGAACUCACACAGGAGACAAACCUUAUAAAUGCUUGGAGUGUGGAAAGAGCUUCAGGUGGAGUAGCCACCUUUCUUUGCAUCACAGAACUCACACAAGAGACAAACCUUAUAAAUGCUUGGAGUGUGGAAAGAGCUUCAGUCACAGUAGCACCCUUACUUCGCAUCAAAGAACUCACACAGGAGACAAACCUUAUAAAUGCUUGGAGUGUGGAAAGAGCUUCAGGUGGAGUAGCCACCUUUCUUUGCAUCACAGAACUCAUACAGGGGAGAAACCUUAUAAAUGCUUGGAGUGUGGAAAGAGCUUCAGUCGGAAUAGCAGCCUUUCUUUGCAUCACAGAACUCACACAGGAGACAAACCUUAUCAAUGUUUGGAAUGUGGAAAGAGCUUCAGUCACAGUAGCACCCUUACUUCGCAUCAAAGAACUCAUACAGGAGACAAACCUUAUAAAUGUUUGGAGUGUGGAAUGAGCUUCAGGUGGAGUAGGAACCUUACUUUGCAUCAAAGAACUCAUACAGGAGACAAACCUUAUAAAUGCUUGGAGUGUGGAAUGAGCUUCAGGUGGAGUAGGAACCUUACUUCGCAUCAAAGAACUCAUACAGGAGACAAACCUUAUAAAUGCUUGGAGUGUGGAAAGAGCUUCAGUCGG
This is a messenger RNA of Rhineura floridana, 2172 nucleotides long. RefSeq names its product zinc finger protein 91-like. The annotation marks the transcript as partial. The transcript is spliced from 4 exons. Gene Ontology annotation, biological process: regulation of transcription by RNA polymerase II. Gene Ontology annotation, molecular function: RNA polymerase II cis-regulatory region sequence-specific DNA binding; DNA-binding transcription factor activity. Lineage: Eukaryota; Metazoa; Chordata; Lepidosauria; Squamata; Rhineuridae. The record is from RefSeq and is a predicted model, not a curated record.